This is a messenger RNA of Hydatigera taeniaeformis, 429 nucleotides long. Lineage: Eukaryota; Metazoa; Platyhelminthes; Cestoda; Cyclophyllidea; Taeniidae. The record is from the annotation of a GenBank genome assembly.
AUGGCUAGGGCGAUUGUAGAAAGCAAAAGCAUAAAAGAAGAGCCUAGUAAUGUCAUUCCCAAUGGUUCAGAUCCUCAGAGUUACGUUAUACGGCCUGAAAUAUGCAACAGGUUUCGACCAUCCAAAGUUCGUGAUGUAAUGCAUGAAAUAUUGAAGCAAAGCUUGGCUGGUAUUAAGUAUGAGUACGAAAAGAUGCCAGAUCUAACCAAAGGUCUCUCGGAGAAGAUUCGCGAUGAAUUGCGUAACGACUCCAUAUACAAACGCUAUACUUUUCUCGUUCAAGUUAUUAUUGGUGAACAAAGGGGGCAGGGUGUUAAAGCCUCAUGUCGGUGUUUUUGGGACAGUGAUAGUGAUAACUAUGCAGAAGUUUGUUUCUUAACACCAACGUUGUUUUGCAUUGCCAUUGCUUUCGGUGUGUAUAACUAUUAA